Messenger RNA from Ceratina calcarata, 2755 nucleotides. It is a transcript of the gene Gle1, whose product is annotated as Gle1 RNA export mediator. Bases 361 to 2424 code for a protein of 687 amino acids. Lineage: Eukaryota; Metazoa; Arthropoda; Insecta; Hymenoptera; Apidae. The transcript is spliced from 7 exons. Gene Ontology annotation, cellular component: nuclear pore cytoplasmic filaments; cytoplasm; nuclear pore. The record is from RefSeq and is a predicted model, not a curated record. Gene Ontology annotation, biological process: poly(A)+ mRNA export from nucleus. Gene Ontology annotation, molecular function: translation initiation factor binding; phospholipid binding; inositol hexakisphosphate binding.
UACAUUCACAUUUCCUCCCUAACUGUGCUGUGGUAUUGGUGUGUAUUUGGGUGUAUGUAUAGGUAUGACUGGGUAUGACGGGUAUGACUGAAGGGUGAGUGAUACGUCAGGUAGAAAAUCUUGGUCCAUUUAACGAACAAAAUGUUAAUUGUGUUUUAAACAAUCAAGUCUGUAAGAGCUUCUUUGUGAUGUUGAUACGAGACUUGAUUUUUCGUGUAAUACAUAAGGGUACGUGUAGUAAAUGUACCUGGACGUAAAGUAAUAGGUUAGAAGAAACUCUUCCUGCUCUGAUAAACAUAUAACUAUAAUUGAUCUUUCGAAAUUUCUUACAUCACACCUCAUUCUUUGAAACGUACGAAGAUGCCUCAUUUCGUGAGCACCAGGGAUGAGAACGAAUAUAAUAUGGACGACAUAGCAUCUGAUUUCGUUUGCUUGAAAGUGUCUGCUUUGAAGAAGGCUUCGCAAAUAUCAGGGCAAGUGGACAGAAUUACUAUCGGGCCAAAUUUGAAAGUGAACGAGAACGAGAAUGAGAAGACAGAGAAUAUUGAGAAUGAACAGAAUUCCUGUAACGUUAGAGUUCCACAGAAAUCUAAUCGGCCACAGAACAAAACUUCGGUACAAAGCGGUAUUUCGUUCUCUGUAAAGAAGAUCCUUCUGGAGUGUGAAUAUCAGAGGAAAGAGGAGGUCCAGAAAGAGAUCGACCGCCGUUGGCAGCAGAUGAAAGAAAGUGGAAAAGCCAUACUGGAAAACAUGGCAAUAUCACGUUUAAACAUGGCUAAAGAACGUGAACGUAAAAUCCAAGAGAAUAACGAUACGAUAUUAAAGGAACAGCAAAAAGCUGGACAAGAAGAGUUACGAAGAAGACACGAGCGACAGAGAGAACUCGAAGAAUAUCGGAAGAAAAUGAGAGAAAAAGAAGAAGUGACAACGAAAUUGAUCAUUUUAAGAAAUUUAUAUGACAUAAAAUAUCGUUAUUUUGCAGCGUAUUCCGAAAAUUGUAAAGAUAAGAAUUCUGUUGCCAUAGCGUUGUCAAGUCAUGCUGCAAAAUUAGAAGAGUUGAAUUAUCAAAUGAAUUUAAUAGACGAAAAGAUUAGGGCAGAUGACGUGACAGCCACUGAUUUAAGUAUCAUUGAAAAGAUAGUCAAUGAAGUUGACGAAAUAUUAUGCUCGUUUAAAUCAGAAAUAGAUAGGAUAAAUGUUCAGUAUGAAGAAACCUUAAUUGCCGCCGAAAAUGCAAUGCAUUCUGCACUGCAGACCCACAAAUCACAAGGGCACGAAAUCGAAGGCAAUCAAGUAGCUUGUGAACCAGUAAUUUUAGAACAGUGUACACACGAUGUGCAGAAUAAUGCUUCGCAAAGCUAUGAGGAAAAUCAAACCGAAGUGCAAGAUGAAAACAGAACAGUUGUUUUAAAUAUUCCGAAGGUUGUACCUUCAAAUGCCAAUGCAGAAGAAAGUGCAACGUCCGAAUCGGAUAAAGAUGUUUUUUAUGAAUACGCUGAUACAGAAUCGCUGCAGAUAUAUGAGAACAGUAAAAAAUUCCUGACAGAUUACCUUCUAUCUCUCGACGAAUUUUUGCAAUCUGCGGAUACGAAGAAGUUUCGAUUCGAAUGCCAGAAAGCAAUAAAUAUACCUGUGAACGCGAUAUCUGGUAUCAACGCGGAACAUCUGAGGGACAAGUAUGAGAGAUUGCAAAACCUUCUUAUAGGGAAAUCUUGGCCAAACGUUAAGCAGUACCCACAGGGAGAAGCCUUUUGUAAAAAUAUCUUAAGUAAAAAGAUUGUUAGUCAAGGUGAAACGCUUGUCUCCAGUAAACCAAAGAUGGCAUUUCCAAUCGCUGCGGUGGUCGUGGCUCUUUGGAAUGAACAUCCCGAUUUCGGUCAUUUACUUCUGUCACAUUUUCACGACCUUUGCCCGUUCACUGUUCCUGUUUUCAUCCCGAAGAUGGUCGGGCAGUCGAACGAGGAUUAUUACAAGUCAAUGGGUUACAAAUAUUCCGAAGAUGGCACAGUCGAGAAACAUGACAAAUACCUAAAAAGAAUGUCCGGUUUAAUGAGAUUGUACGCUUCCAUCAUUAUCACGCAUCAAAGAAAGAGAAUUGCUAAAAGUAACCCGCAUGGACUUCAAAAUGCAUGGCGAUGGUUGGCUGCUGUUUUAAAUAUCGAGCCGAGAAAAGAAAUAACAGAUCUUUGCGCGACUCUCUUAUUGGACAUUCUCGAAGUUUCCGGGAAUGCGUUGUGGACAGCUUAUCCGAAACAAUUUUAUAAAUUGUUGAUUCUAUUGACAGAGGAAUAUUAUCCGCGUAUGCAGAAUGUAGGUUUCAUCGGUGGCGGGCCGUUAGUAAGAUUGGAAGAAUUUUUAAGGAACAGUUUAACGAAAGGAUCGAUACCACCGCCCGAAGGUGAACUUGCUCAGAAUUUUUGGUAAUCUCAAUGUUAAUUCUCUAAGUACCAAUAACGAUAUUAAACAAAUUCUGUUAUCGUCGAUAAAACGCUGUAUGCUUCGUAAAUUGAUGUUCGCGAACAAGCGCUGAACUUGCAGAUUAAUCAACGAUAGACACUUUUCUUGUAAGAAAAUAUUCGAAAUCUGUAUAUAUGGGAAAUCAUGAUUGAAUAUUAUAUUUAUUAUAUAAUUUUUUAUUGUACGGAUAAUAAGAAAGGAACAUGAACGUUAUUGUACCUGGAAUUAAGUUGUUACGAAUGCAAAGUAGAUGGUAAAGAUCCUAUGUAAACAUGAAUAAAGUAUGUAUGAAGGAACA